Linum tenue is the source of this 3674-nucleotide messenger RNA. NCBI's taxonomy places the organism in Eukaryota, Viridiplantae, Streptophyta, Magnoliopsida, Malpighiales, Linaceae. The record is from the annotation of a GenBank genome assembly.
UCUUCACGAGCCGUCGAAAGAAAACGAAUCGUCCAGAAAAAGCUACAUGCAACACUAAACCCUACUCGCCGUCGUCACCGCUGCCGAGCCGGUUUCUUCCCCCCCUUUGCGUUAUCGGCGAUGGCUGAACUGGCGAUUCCGGCCCCCGGGCGUGGCUGCGCUCCAGCUUCCUUCAAGACCGUCUUCAUCGACACCAACCUCGACACUCGCUUGGCCGUGGUGAUCUCUUCCUCCGUCACCGUCGCCGAUCUUAAGAAAAAGAUCAUGGAUGAGCAUCCGCUGUGUUUCCCUAAGCUUGGAGAAAUAAAAGUCGAUGGAUUGAAGGUAUGGUUUUUCUUUCUCUAUACUAUUUUCCGCUUAUUCUCUGAUUGAUUGCCUGUGAAAUGACCUCUCCCGUUUGUGGGAAUGGAAUUGGGCAGGUUGAAAGGAGGGUUUUACUAUCACUUGGCAGAGUCAAUGCUUGUGACAAAUGCCUUUGAUGGGCUUAAGGAAGAUUGGUUUGUUAGUAUUGAAGCUUCUACGGUAUCCAGGGAUAAGGAGGUUGAGCCUGAAAAUGCUAACUUAGCCUUGAUGAGAAUGAACAAUGGUUUGGAGGAGGAAGGUGUUAAUGUUGUACUAGAUAGGCAUCACAAUGUUAUGUCCGAAAGGGAUUUGUUGGUUUCUCAGAAGGAGGGCAAUGACCUUGUCGAAGUUGCUCGGGGAGCUCAACUUGUUGUUGGUGAUGAUUGUGGUGAUCAAGUUUUGUCAAUGGUGCCAUUGGUUAGUGAUGAAUUUGUUAGAGAACAGAAAUGUGAUGAAGAAAAGACUCAGGAUAUGGAUGUUGAAAAUACAGCAACUGGGAAAGAUUUGAGUAAGAUUGACGCAAGCAGUGUAUUGCCAGAAGGAGCUUCUGAUAUGAAGGAAAAACGCAAGAAGAAAAAGAGAAAUAAAAAGCGUGUAGAUGAUCGUUCUGGUAAAGAUGUUGAUCUGUCAAUCCACAAUUUGGGAACAAAGGGAGGAGAGGAAGAGAUUAAACUAUCCAAGACUACUGGUUCGCAGGAAAGAAGUGAAGUGGUUAUUAGUGAUAUCCAGAUCAUUGUUUCAAAAAAGGGUCCGUUGGUUUCUCAAAAGGAGAGCACUGACCUUGUUGUUGAAGUUGCUCGCGGAGCUCAACGUGUGGGUGGUGAUGAUUGUGGUGACAAAGUUUUGUCAUUGGUGCCGUUGGUUAGUGAUGAAUUUGUUAGAGAAGAUAACUGUGAUGAAGAAAAAGCUGAGAAGAUGGAUGGCGAAAGAACAGAAAUUGGGAAUGAGUUGAGUAAGAUUGAUGAAAGCAGUGUAUUGCCAGAAGGAGCUUCAGAUGUGAAUGAAAAACGUAAGAAGAGAAAGAGAAGUAAAAAGGGUGCGGAUGCUCUUUAUGUUAAAAAUAUUGAUGUGUCAAUGGACAAGCUGGGAGCAAAGGGAGGAGAUGGAGAUAUUAAACUAUCUGAGACUACUGCUUUGCAGGAAAGAAUUGAAGUGGACAUUGGUGAUAUGCAGAUAAUUGUUUCAGAAUCUAAUGCAAUGACCUGUGAUCCUCCUCCUCUAUCUCAGCUACCUACAAUGGAUGAACAACUUGUGACUGCUACCCUGGAAGGCCCAAAUGCUGAUUGUGUGGAUGCAGGUCAAUUGUCAAGCCAAAGCUUGGCGAAGAAGAAACGAAAAAUCAAGUCUUUUAAGAAAGUAGAUACAGAAAAUGUUGGAAGAACUCCUGGUGAAGAGGUACCUCUGAAGGAAGCUGGAAUUAAAAGUGGUACUGUUGCUGAAGAGGCGCCUCCUUCAGAUACACAAAUGACGCAGCCUUCUGGUGUUUCUUUGACGGAGAAGGAACCUGAUCAUCUCCAAGAGCAACAGAAGAAUCUUCCUUUACAAGGUAUCAAUGAGUUUCAGGAACCAACAACUAAUGACAUGAAUAGAGUUGAAACAGAACAAGAGGUGCCCAAGACGGUUUCUACAAAAGUGCACAAAGAAGUUGUUGAUUCUGUAUCACACGAGGUUGAUCCGUAUGUUGAUGAUGGGAAAACAUCGAAGAAAAGAAAGAAAUCCAGGAAACAUAAGGUACUCAAGGGUGGAACAGUAUCAAUUGCUUCAGAUGCUGAUCAUGUUAGAGAUUGUUAUGAUGUACCCGAGAAAGUAGGUAAGGCUGAGAACUCUAUUCUUGAAGCUGCUGAAAAGGGAGAUGUGAAAGAAGUGGCAGCGGCUGAUAGUCCGACGGCUUCUCUUUUGGUUACAGAUAAGGAAAGCGAUGAGUUUAUUAAAAAUGUGGUAGAAUCUUCACAGGAGAUCACAAAGACUGAAACUGUUUCAGAAAACAGAGAAGGGAAACUGAGAAAGAAAACAAAGAGAAGAAGAAGAAGCAUGGUUCAGAUGGUAAGAACACCGUACUACUGACACAAACAGAAGACAAGUGCCCUGAUCAAAGUAUUUUAGCUCCUUCCAUGGCCAACAUUUGUGGCACAGAUUCUUCUACAUUCCCUUAUGAUGCUAAUCUGCGAAAUCCGAGUCUCAAAGACUCAUUAGAUAGAGCAGAGAUCAUGUCUCCUCCAGAGGAAGUUGGCGGCAAUGCGGAAAAUGCCAGCGAGGUUGAUGGAGUCGACAUCAGCUCUAAUUUCAUUCCAAGAGAACAGAAUACUAAGACUGCUGAUCCUAGUGAGGUUACUGGAGCUUGGGCUGAAAUGAAAAGUGAAAAGAGAGGGGAAGUCCAAGAGGCAAACCUGCAUGACAUCUCUCCCAAGUUAGGGUCUCCAACGUUGAAGGAGAAACUUGAAGCCCAUGCAAAGCCUCAGGAAAAGAAUGCAGUACCUGGUAUAGUAGAUGAGCAAAAACCUCAUUGUGAAGAGGCUCAAGAAUCAAAUGCUAUGACUCGUCCAAUUGGUGGCAAGCCAAACAAGUGCAUAGAGGAACAUCAUUCGGAGAGUUUGACAAACUCGAGUUCCCACACCAAAAGAGAUAAGAGGGAUCAAUCUCAAAGCCAGCAAACCGAUGUGAAUGGUGGGGGAGGCUAUAAUGCCCAUCCAGGCGAAGUUGUGAAUGACAUGCUUCAUCAGAAGCAGGUUGUUGCGUCAAGAUCACUAUUCAAGCAGACUCCAUUUGGCGAUGAUUCAGAUGAUAGCUUGGAGUCCUAUCAUUUUCCAUCUCCACCCCACCAUACACGUGCCAGCUCCCCGGAUCCUGAUCUCUCAGUAUCUCCUGUCCACUCGGAUAAAGAAACUGAUGCAGGGUUCGACAGCAUGAACAGAAAUGGCAGUAGUGGUCGAGAAGGCAUGAAGACGCCGUUGGAUUCCACUGGACACAAUCCUGAAAAGUUCAAAGAGAUACAGGAAGGCCAAGCUGGAUACUGAAUCACAGCCUGAAGAUUUUGUCCCCUGUAGUCUGAGCACAUAAAAUGGUCAAAUCGUGAAAUCCGUCGUCGCCACAGAGACGCACAUUCUUUUGUUGAUCGCAGCAAGUCUGUUAGAAACCCACUUUUGGAUUAUUUUGGUUUUUGGUCUUGUUUUUCGCUUUAUUGACUUCGGAUGUUAUUUUGUGGGUUUUGGCAUAUUCGGGUUUAUUUGGUUGUUUAAACACAUUCGGGUUUAUUUGGCAUAUUCGGGUUUAUUUUGUGGGUUUUGGCAUACUCAAGACUGGCUGAUCCUCUUUUUAAACACCCUUUUCUCCCC